ACUGUCACAACAAAGUGGCAUGAACCAGGGGUUUCCUAAAAGCAGAAAUCUCUUGUCUCAGUGUUCUGGAAAUGAGGAGCAGGUGCUUGCAGGAUUGCGUACCCUUAGAAGCCAUUAGAGGAGGAUCUUUGCCUGCCUCUGCCAGCUUCUGAGCGCCCCAGGUGCUCCUCUACUCAGGAUUUAUUAUCCAUUUUCAACCUCUUUCCAGUGGAACCAAAAAGACAAGCUGAAUAGGCAGGAGGCUUCUCGGGCCGGAAAUGUCUCUGCCCCUAACUAACAUGGCGUAAAGAUGCUUUCCGUUCUCCCCACGCCAGUAAUUGGGUCCCGCAGCUUCUCGCGAUUUUACCGGUGGCCGUUUGCUUAAUCAGACACCUCUCUAUGGUCCUCCCUAGGAAGGCGGGACUACGAACCAAAUGCUCUCUGGUGAUUGGUUGAGGGGCGCUGUAGGAACGUGGCUGGGGGAGUUGGCGAGUCCACGCUAGGCAUUGAUUGGUUGCCAAGAGGCUGGGCGACUCGACCGCUUCGGAGGCUUCCGCCGCGGCGAGGAGAGCCAUGGGUCAGGCGGCGAAGGUUUUGCAGCUCUUUAAAACAUUGCACAGGACCAGACAACAAGUUUUUAAAAAUGAUGCUAGAGCAUUAGAAGCAGCCAGAAUAAAAAUAAAUGAAGAAUUCAAAAGUAAUAAAAGUGAGACUUCUCCUAAGAAAAUAGAGGAGCUAAUAAAAAUAGGCUCCGAUGUUGAACUGUUACUGAGAACAUCUGUUAUACAAGGUAUCCACACAGACCACAAUACACUGAAAUUGGUUCCUAGGAAAGACCUUCUUUUAGAAAAUAUGCCAUAUUGUGAUGCACCCACACAGAAGCAAUGAAUUUUCUAGGAUGAAACAAAUCUGUGUACCUUUCAAUUUUAACAUUUGUAACUGUGGCAAAAAUCCUAGGUUUACGUUCUUCUGGCAUAUUGAAAAUUAAUAAGAAUAGCUUCAUAAUUAAACUUCGUGUUAAAAGAGCA
Molecule: messenger RNA, 1007 nt
Organism: Ochotona princeps (American pika)
Lineage: Eukaryota; Metazoa; Chordata; Mammalia; Lagomorpha; Ochotonidae
Gene: LYRM7
Product: LYR motif containing 7
Exons: 5
Coding region: 553-867 (104 amino acids)
Biological process (GO): mitochondrial respiratory chain complex III assembly
Source: RefSeq, a predicted model, not a curated record